AAGCUUUUAUUCAGAAGUGACGUAGCAGUUGCACACUGCAUAUGAUUGCUGAAGUGAGCGAUGAUGACGCCAGCACGCAGGAUCCAUGGCCGCCACCGGCGCCGGCGCCCUUCCUAGGGCCGGAGCCCAGCUCUUCUGAGCAUGCUGUGGGCGACAAGGUGGCUCUCUCCAAUGGUACCAAGGGCGCCCUUGGCUUGAGCUUCAGUGGUGGCAGCAACACCAUGGCGAGCCUGUCAUGGCGGGAUGGGCGCUUCUCUGACUGGACCGUCCAGGUGGGAGAGAAGUACUACCACCUGCACGCCUUCCUGUUGGCCCGGGCCUCGCUUUUCUUUGAGAGCCACAUGAGCAUCGCGUCAAGAACGGAGGGCGGCAGCGCCAAGGGCAGCGACCUCACGGAGGUGCUGCCGAGCUCUUGCCACUCAGCCUUCGAGGACGCGUUGGACUUCAUGUACUCUGAGAACCAGGCCACCUUUGAAGCCCCGGCCUCCAAGGCACUGCUUUUGCUGAAGAUUGCGGACAUCCUGCAGAUCAGCAGCCUCUUCGAAGCCAUGGGCCGUCGAAUCGAGGCGGCCUUUGCGGAGACGGCCCCACUGUUGCUGGAGCAGUACUGCCGCUUCCACAUCCCCGGCACUGACGACGGCGCGGCGCUGCGCAUGAUCCGGGACGGGGCGGUGGACCUCAUCGUGAAGAAGUUUCAGCCCUUCCUCACCAGCAGUGAGAUGAAGAGAGCCUUGCUGCGCCUGCCGGCGCGGGUUUUAGCGGAGAUCCUUGACUCGGACGAGCUGCUGGUGGCCGGGGAGGAUGCAGCAUUUGACUUUGUGCUGGAGCGCUUGCAGCAAUCGGAGGAUGGCCCUGAAAACCCCGCGGAGAGCGAUGGGGAGUCGGGCAAGGCGUCUCCGCUACAUGCAGAUGCGGAAGACGAUGACGAGGUGCUGUGGGACCGAGUGCGCUGGGCUUUCCUGAGCUCGCAGAAGUUCAACCAGGCGCUGGCGCUGAGCAAGAGCAUGCUCAAGCCCGAGGUGACCCUCAAGGCGCUCACAGCACGCACGGUCCGCUUCGAUUUGGGAGGUGCGGAAGCCUUUCUGGGCUCCACGAACUGCAUCGGGAAUCUGGUGCCCAGGCGCCCGAUCCUGCCUCCUGGCGUGCCUCCCCCCACGUCCACGGAGAUCGAUUUCUGCUUUCACUAUGCUCACUCUGAGCAGUACGUUUGCGGAGAGGC
Messenger RNA from Effrenium voratum, 1219 nucleotides. NCBI's taxonomy places the organism in Eukaryota, Dinophyceae, Suessiales, Symbiodiniaceae. The record is from the annotation of a GenBank genome assembly.